GGCAGGUGACAGCUCUGUUUAAUGUGGGUUGUGAUUUUUUUUUAUAGACAACAAACGAAACUGCAAGUCAUAAAUACUUUUUACUGUUAAUCUUCUUGUCAAAUUACUUCACUUUGGAAACCAAAGAUGUCAAAGUUUGCUACUCUACUAGCUGUUUUCUUCUUAAUUAGCGUAAUUUCGGCUAAAUCAUGCAAUUUACCACCGAGUGAAUGGUGUUCAACAACUGAGAUUUCUGUAGCUUGUCAGGUAGAGAAACAGUGCAGAUUGUGGUCCGGUAUGGGAUCAAAGGCAACAGCACCAGUGAACAUCGCCCUCUACUAUGAAUCUCUGUGUCCAGGUUGUAAGGAGUUUAUUACGACUCAGCUGCAACCAACUUGGAUGAAGUUGGGCGAUAGUGGAAUACUUAACGUCACCCUUGUUCCUUAUGGCAAUGCACAUGAACAACAAGAAGGAACUGGAUGGAAAUUUGAAUGCCAACAUGGCGAGAGGGAAUGUGCUGGGAACAUCAUGGAAACUUGCAUCUUAUCGCUGUUUAAAUUCAAAACUGCUGCCCCCAUUAUCUUUUGUAUGGAAGCAGCUGUAGACCCAUAUAUGGCUGCCUAUCAGUGCCUCCAGCAACAGGGCGUUGACCCUAAACCUGUCUUACAGUGUGCUAAUAGCAGCAUGGGGAAUGCACUUGAACACAAGAUGGCGCUAUUGACUGAGUCAUUGAAUCCACCUCAUCAGUAUACACCUUGGAUUACCCUUAAUGGGAUGCACACAGAAGCCAUACAGCAAAAAGCCACAACAGACCUUGCAAAACUUGUGUGUGAUACCUUCACUGGACAAAAGCCAGAUGCUUGCAGUGAUCUCUAUAAUAUGGAACUCUGCUACAGAAACUCAAAAUCCACAUUUACAUAAAAGUUUACAUCGAAAGCAGUCAGGAGAAAACAUAUCAGGUCGCUUAUAAUAUUAAUUUUGUAUGCACAAUGACAACAUCCAAUAUAGAGAACAAAUUACAAAUUUAUAAGAUAUAAAAUUUCUACGGUAGCAAGAUUUAUUUUCCAAAUACCGGUACUAAAUCAUAAAAAAUAUACUAUCGUUAUUAAAGUUGUACAAUUUCUCUGAAAAUAUUUUAAAUUAUAAU
This is a messenger RNA of Anneissia japonica, 1126 nucleotides long. RefSeq names its product gamma-interferon-inducible lysosomal thiol reductase-like. The record is from RefSeq and is a predicted model, not a curated record. Lineage: Eukaryota; Metazoa; Echinodermata; Crinoidea; Comatulida; Comatulidae. The transcript has 5 exons. Gene Ontology annotation, cellular component: lysosome. Gene Ontology annotation, molecular function: oxidoreductase activity, acting on a sulfur group of donors, disulfide as acceptor. Bases 127 to 900 code for a protein of 257 amino acids.